Messenger RNA from Lithohypha guttulata, 747 nucleotides. RefSeq lists its product as uncharacterized. The transcript has 2 exons. NCBI's taxonomy places the organism in Eukaryota, Fungi, Ascomycota, Eurotiomycetes, Chaetothyriales, Trichomeriaceae. The record is from RefSeq and is a predicted model, not a curated record. Bases 1 to 747 code for a protein of 248 amino acids.
AUGAGGCCGUACGUGCUAGUCGUCGUUGGUACCUUGUUGUCUCUUGCUUUCUCGGCAUCCCAAGGUGGUCGAGCCGACAAUGAGCUCGAUGGAACCUUGACGACAACUAUUUCGGCGACCUUGUCGUUCACCUUUACAAGUACUCAUGUGGUCACCUUGCCAACCAUUUCCUCCUUCACCACAACAUCCUCUACUUCGAAGCCGACAUAUACUGCUACUGAAAUCUAUGCUGUCAGGCCAGGUGCACCUUUCCACAUGAUGCCGUUCCAGGCUGCGGGCGGCGUGUUCCGACUUGGUGGUGGGAAUGCAGCUUACUGCCCGCUGUAUGCAGAGAAACUUGGAGCAUGUGAAGCUCGGACAAACAUCACUGGUAUCAAUGGCUGUUCUCUGUCAACUGUGGUUCCUGGCGGUCAAUCAAUCUAUCUCGCACCAGACGGCGAGCUCAAGUACACACCACCUCACUCGGCAUAUAUGGUCCCCGGCUCAAUCUCCUGCCCUCUGAGCUAUACUGAGGUUAGAGACAGCGACGCAUCCGAGGUGAUGAUUGCUGGUUUCGGUGCUACGAGUUUCAUGGCCUGUCCGAUGCUUACUAGUACAAGGGUCAAGCAACAAUGGCAGGUCUAUGCAAACACCCUUAAUGCUAGCACACCACUGAGACACGAGAACGACACUACCUGCUGGGUGUUUGAGGCUGUAGGUGUUGAAAAACAACUAAGUCAUUUUGCAGCAACCUGGGAAUAUGUCUAA